This is a messenger RNA of Micropterus salmoides (largemouth bass), 1378 nucleotides long. Its product is annotated as protein SCO1 homolog, mitochondrial-like. The transcript has 7 exons. The coding region runs from base 109 to 1026 and encodes 305 amino acids. The record is from RefSeq and is a predicted model, not a curated record. Lineage: Eukaryota; Metazoa; Chordata; Actinopteri; Centrarchiformes; Centrarchidae. Gene Ontology annotation, biological process: mitochondrial respiratory chain complex IV assembly.
AAAAUAUAAAACUGACUCAGGGACAGCAGUUUUACGUUGUACCGUAUCUAUCAUCACGUUUUCUACACCGCUUCCGUGUUUCAGCAGCGGUUCUGUAAAGGUCCAAACAUGAGUGUUUUAUAUCACAGCCUGUGCUGCCGGUUGCUCCACAGUAACGUUAAAGUCUUACAAACAUGUACUCAGACCCAAGCUGUCAGACUGGCACACCAUGUUUUACGGAGAGAAACUGGACUGAAAGAAACACUGUCACCGCCCACAGUUCGCUGCUGCCUGGUGAAUGUGAGUCCGUGGCACGCAUGCAAACCAGCUCAGUGGCUGUAUCAACACUCCGUGAGAACACUUUCCUCAAUACCUCCACCGCCCUCAUCAGGGGAUAAGAAGAAGAAGUCUGGGCCUGUUACAUGGAAAUCUUUAGCAAUAACAUUUGCUAUUGGAGGCGCUCUGCUUGGAGGGAUGAAAUAUUUCAAGAAAGAAAAGGAAGAACUGAUUGAAAAAGAGCGGACCAAAUCUAUUGGUCGACCAGCGCUGGGUGGUCCGUUCUCGCUCAUCGAUCACAACAACAAGCCCUGCAAGAGUGAGGACUUCCUCGGCCAGUGGGUCCUCAUCUAUUUCGGGUUCACUCACUGCCCGGACAUCUGCCCGGAUGAAAUAGAGAAAAUGAUUGAAGUGGUGGAUGAAAUAGAUAAAAUAAAGUCUCUCCCAAACCUGACGCCUGUCCUCAUCACCAUUGAUCCUGACAGGGACACACCAGAGGCCAUGGCUGCAUAUGUGAAAGAGUUUUCCCCGAAGCUGAUUGGCCUGACGGGAACAAAAGCUCAGGUUGAGCAGGUUUCCAGAUCCUACAGAGUUUACUACAGCCAGGGACCUAAGGAUGAAGACAACGACUACAUUGUUGAUCACACAAUCAUCAUGUACCUUGUGGGACCCGACGGAGAAUUUGUGGAGUAUUUUGGACAGAACAAAAGAAGCGUGGAGAUCACCAACUCAAUAGCAGCACAUAUGAGAAAGUACAAGAAGGCGAAGUGAGCAGCAGCCCAUUACUAGCCCCUCACGGACUGACAGAUUCUGUCCUCAGGUGUUUGAUUUUGUUUACUUAAAUCACUCCUGCCGUCUUUUAUUGGCACUCUGUAUUUAUUUUAAACAUGUCUGCAGUACCAUUCUUUUCUAUGAGUGAGGUGCAGAUGAAAACCGGUCUGACGCCUGAUGCUUCUUCAUUAUUAUCCAUAAUAUAUUUCAUGCUUCUGCUGAAUGGACAUAAUUUGGAAAAGUCUGCUUCAGUCUUAAUAAUGUGUACACAUCCACUGCAAUGAGCUCAACAUCUCUCACAUCUGAUGCAAAGAAUACUAAAGUACAUUUUGUGAUAAAAUCUAAAAUACAA